AUGACGAAAUUCAACAGCUCACAAUGGGCAUUGGUCCUCUUUGUCGCUUUAGGGAGUGUUACCUAUGGCUAUUCUUCUUCAAUCAUCAGCACAACACUCGGCCAGCCCAGUUUCUUGUCCUAUUUCGAGCUGGACACUAAAUCAAACCGUGCGCAACUCCUGGGCGCGAUCAACGGGCUCUUUUACUCCGGAGGACUUAUUGGAACACUUGUCAGUGCGCCAGCAGCUGAUGCGUUUGGGCGCCGCAUGGCCAUGUUCAUUGGCGGUUCUUUCUCAUUUGUUGGCGGAGCCUUGCAAGCAGGCAGCGUUCACAUUGCCAUGUUUAUGAUAUCCCGAGCGCUUACUGGCGUGGGAAUAGGCAUGCUGCUGUGUCUUGUUCCCUUAUAUCAGUCCGAGCUCUCACCGCCACAGAUCCGCGGCUUGCUUGUCGGCACACACGGAGUGAUGCUCUGUCUGGGAUAUUCUAUCGCAAGUUGGCUCGGGGUGGGCUUCUACUUUGUAAACGUCCGAGGUGCCCAGUGGAGGAUGCCCCUCGCCAUUCAAUGUAUCUUUCCUUUUUUGCUCUGUCUAGGUGUUCUCAAAGUUCCCGAGUCUCCUCGGUACCUUAUCCGAUGCGAGCGCAUUGAAGAAGCUUACGAAGCUUUUAAAUCUGUUCAUGCCUUCAAAGAGGAUGAUUCUGAGCCCUCUAUGCAGCUGGAGUUUGGUGUCUUGCACGCACAAAUACAAGGUGAAAAGGAAAUGGCGACAGGCUACCGUGAUCUCCUUAUCCAGCCAACUUUACGGAAGAGAUGUUUGGUGGGGUUCCUCACAUGCUUUGCGGCCCAGGGUACUGCCACCAUGGUGAUCUCAAAUUACGGGCCAAUGCUUUACGCAAGUCUCGGUUAUAACACGAUCCAACAGUUAUGUCUGUCGGCAGGCUGGAUCACUAUAUGCCCAUUUGGAAACCUCUUCAACGCGUUAGUUGUUGACAAGAUUGGACGGGUACCUAUGCUCAUUGUUGGUUUCGUCGGUACUACCCUUUGCCUUGCUGGGGAAUGCAUCACCGUCGCUAUAUUCAACAAGAAUGGCGAUCCCAAAGUGGCGGCAGCUGCCGUGUUUUUCCUCUUCUUCCAUUUGGUCUGUUUCUCCUCGACGAUCGACGCGACAAGCUACAUAUACUCUGCUGAGAUCUUUCCGACUCCAGUCCGUGCCAAAGGUCUUGGUAUCUCCGUUUCAGGACUGUUCGUCGCUACCAUUCUUUUCCUCUCCGGUGCCCCCAAAGCAUUUGAAACCAUUGGAUGGAAGUACUAUAUUGUUUUUAUGGUAGUCACGACAAUCAUGAUCUUUGUGGCAUACUUUUUCUUCCCCGAGACCAAGGGUGUCCCGCUCGAGGAAAUGGCCGCCAUUUUCGGGGACGAGAUCAAAUACGAAACAAGUGAUGUUCAGAAGAAGGAUGAAGUCGUGUUGAGGGCUAUCCACGAUGAGUUCUCGCAGGAAUCAACCCAUGCGGAGUAG
Molecule: messenger RNA, 1494 nt
Organism: Fusarium verticillioides 7600
Lineage: Eukaryota; Fungi; Ascomycota; Sordariomycetes; Hypocreales; Nectriaceae
Exons: 7
Coding region: 1-1494 (497 amino acids)
Biological process (GO): transmembrane transport; carbohydrate transport
Cellular component (GO): membrane
Molecular function (GO): carbohydrate:proton symporter activity
Source: RefSeq, a predicted model, not a curated record